UCAGUCAGUACAAAGUUAUGAUGUCUUUCCUGUAUUUCAGACAGAAGAGUCUCCGGCUCCUUUCUAAGAAGCUCACUUUGGAACUGUAGACCACAGAUUCACAAAAGGAUGGCAGCACCAACAAAUGCAAAAAUACCUUUAAGCUCGAUCAGUCCACAGUUCCUGCACACAAACUCCACUAGCCACACCUGGCCCUUCAGUGCUAUAGCAGAACUAAUUGACAAUGCUUAUGACCCAGAUGCCAAUGCGAAACAAUUGUGGAUAAAUAAAACAGCAGUUAAAGACCAAGAGGACUGCCUCAUCUUUAUGGAUAAUGGAAAAGGCAUGGACUAUGACAAAAUGCACAAAAUGCUCAGUUUUGGCUUCAGUAAUAAGGAGGCGAUAAGAGGCCAUGUUCCAGUUGGUCUUUAUGGUAAUGGUUUUAAGUCAGGCUCCAUGCGCUUGGGGAAAGAUGCCAUCGUGUUCUCAAAGAAAGCCAACACCAUGUGUGUGGGUCUCCUGUCACAGACUUACCUCGAGUUGACAGGAGCACAGACUGUCAUAGUGCCUAUUGUGAUGUUCACCAAAACUGGCCAGACUGUCAGUGUUCAUCCAGAGCAUGCAGACUGUCUUCAUCAUAUCCUGAAAUAUUCACUGUUUAGCACAAAGGAAGAACUGUUCUCUGAGUUCAGUGUUAUUGAGGGGUUAAGCACCAACUCAAGUGGAACGCGUAUCAUCAUCUGGAACCUACGCAGAACAGUUUUAGGAGAAUUAGAAUUUGAUUUCAUGAAGGACCCCAACGACAUCCGGAUUCCUGUUCAUGUGUACGAGAGCACCAGGGAAACAAAAAAACACCAAAAUGAGGGAGGCAUGUCAGUUCCUGAGAGUGAAUAUUCACUGCGGGCAUACUGCAGUAUCCUGUACCUGAAGCCAAGAAUGCAAAUUAUUAUCCAAGGUCAGAAGGUGGAAACUCAGUUUGUCACUAAAAGUCUAGCCAAAGUCUUCAUGGACACAUACAAACCUACAGGUUACAAUCAGAAAAUAACGAUCACCUUUGGCUACAAUACAAAGACCAAGGAGCACUAUGGCAUCAUGAUGUACAACAAAAACCGACUCAUCAAAGCCUAUGAGCGUGUCGCUUGUCAGCGCAAGGCUAACAGCACAGGAGUGGGAGUUAUUGGGGUCCUAGAGUGUAACCACCUUAAACCAACUCACAACAAGCAGGACUUUGACAAUACAGAUGAGUACAAGAAAACCAUGCUAAAUGUAGGUUAUAAGCUUGAGGACUAUUGUAAGGAAGUCUGUUAUAGACAUCAGAAAAACCUGAACUUCACAGAACCUAUUGAAGACAUUGCGAAGCAGCCAGAUCAAACCUGGGUUCAGUGUGAUGAUUGUUUGAAGUGGCGAAAACUUCCAGAUGGUGUUGAUGCUAAAAAACUCCCUAAAAAGUGGUUCUGCCGCAUGAACCCAGACCAACAAUUCAGGAGUUGUACAGUUGAAGAGGAGCCUGAGAAUGCCGAUGAUGAAAUACCCAAAUAUGAGAAAACCUACAAAGAGUAUGAGAGAAAUCAGUGGCAGGAAGAGAAGAACAGGCAGCAGAGAUCUUUUAAACCCAGGUCAGCCAGCAAAACAACACACAGCCCCACCCUAACUUACUCUUCUCUUACAUGUGCAGGCUCCAGACCUUCAGUUCAUAUUCAGGACACUCCUCUCCCUAUUACUCCUACAAGGAUGAAGAGAGCCCUAAGCCAGACUCAAGAGUACAUGGACAAGAAAAAAGCUAGAGGAAAUGGUUCUGUGAACAGUAUACUAGAUUGUCUGUCAACAUCCACACCCUCACCUGGCACUGUUUGUUCACCUGCCAUGUGCAGCUCUGGUAAUGAUACUAAUAAAGUAGAAAGGGAAGCCACUGAAAUAGCACCAAUGGACAAUAGUGAUGAUGUGAAUUACAAGAGCGCAGUGCACAAGGAACAAAUCAAUUACAUAACACAGACCAUCUCUGAGGAACCAUUGAAUUACAAAGUGCUGUAUAUGCAGGCCAGGGAGGAAAUAAAGCAGCUCCAACAUAAGCUCAUGGAGCAAGAAAAGGCAGAAAAGGAGCUAAGGGGAAAGGCGGACAUUCUAGAAGCUGAGAAGCGCACUCUGACAACCUACUGUGAGAGCCUGCAGAAUGAUUUAGAGGACAUAAAAAGAGAAAGUGAAAAGGUGAAGUUAAGUGUAGAAGACCAAAGUGUCCAGACAGACUUUCCUAUUAUAUCAAAAGAAGAAAGUGCAACAACAUCAACAGAAGCCUCCAACCCAAGAACAGAAAAAGAUUUACAGUUUGGGACACAGCAGAAUGAGAAUCAGGACAGAAUGGGGGACGGACAAGAAAACAAUAACACACAGUUAUGCAGCCACAGACUAAGACAACUCAGACAAAGUGUGGCAGGUCUCCUGGCCACCUUAGUCUCUGAUCUGGACCUUCAGCAAGUAGACUAUGAUUCUGAAGACAUUGAUGAGAUUCUCACUGAACUUAUAAAUCAGAUCUCCACUACAGAGGCAGCCUCUACAUAGAAACAGUGGUGACCAGAAGGGUUCAAACUUUUAUGAAUCAUUUGGUUGGAUAAUGGAAAAAGACCUACAAGCAAGUCCUUGAUAUCCCUGUUUCCUCCUUGUUUCCUUUAUGUUUGCCACAUUUUAUAUUAAACAUUUUUAUAUGCUAUCUAUCUAUCUAUCUAUCUAUCUAUCUAUCUAUCUAUCUAUCUAUCUAUCUAUCUAUCUAUCUAUUUCUCUCUCUCUCUCUCUCUCUCUCUCUCUCUCUAUAUAUAUAUAUAUAUAUAUAUAUAUAUAUAUACACAUAGAGAGAUAGAUAUAUAUAUAUAUAUAUAUAUAUAUAUAUAUAUAUAUAUACAUAGAGAGAGAGAAAGAGAUGUGUAUAUAUACACAUCUUCUAAUUCCACGGUCUUUCCUAAUGUUUAUUUCUUUCUACAUUGUAAAACAAUGCUGAAGGCGGCCGAAAUACACAGUAAUCUCGUUUGAACAGUUGAUAUUGAGAUAUGUCUGCUACUGAUGCUCUGUAAAGCCUUCAUAACGGCUCUAAUCUGAGGUGCUGUUAAUUGGUGAUUUCUGAGGCUGGUAACUCUAAAUGAACUUCUCCUCUGCAGGAGAGGUCAGUUUUGGUCUUGCUUUCCUGGGAUGGUCUUCAUGUGAGCCAGUUUCAUCAUGGUGCUUGAUGGGUUUUGCAAAUGCACUUGACAAUACUGUUCUUGCAAGAAUUAUUCCAGAACACCUGACCUUCAUAUAUAUAUAUAUAUAUAUAUAUAUAUAUAUAUAUGGUGUGUGUGUAUGUAUAUAUUACAAAGCACUUUGUAUAUUUUAUAUAUAAUGUUAAGCUAUGCUUUUAGACAGUGGCAACAUGUUCAGCUCAUGUUUAGGCUUUUAGACUUUCAUUUUUUCUAUUUUACUUUCUCAUUUUUCUCAAUUCAUGUCCAUUUCUAUGUUUAAAUUACUGUUGUUAUCAUUCAGUGCUGUUUACAACAUAUAUAGAUAGCUAUGCAGACAGCUUGCUUGUAUGUUUUUUUUCUUUUUUCUUUUUUUAAUGGAAAGCUUUUUUACCCUGUGUUUCUUGCAAUGGGUGGCAGAAAGCUUUUAUUGUCUCUUGUAGGUUUUCUGACAAAACAAAGCACAAGGGCACAGAUUACAGAUGGAAGAUUUCAUUGUUGAUGAUAAAGGAGUUAAAAUCAAAUCUAGAUUUAAUUUGUCCAACAACUGAUGUUUAUGAAAGACUGAUGGAAAGUCAUAUGAAAGAUUUGGAAAGUCAGUUGGUAUAUUCACAACAUCUACAUCUUUAAAUAUUUAAAUAAGAAGUCAGGGUAUUACUUCAUAUAAUGAGUUUUUCUGCAGGUCUCUGCAGGCCAAAUGUAGUGAGACACAUGCAACUGUGGAUGUCGCUUGCUUCUUUUCAACUUUUCAACUUCUGAUCAUCGUUGGAAUAUAGUGUGUACAAAGCAUAUUUUGCCAUCUAUUCUAUCUUUUGCUAUUUGUAUUACAAAAAAAUUACACUAUGUGGGCAAAAGUAUGUGGACACCAAGUAUCAGACCCAUAUGUGGUUGUUCCCCUAACUGAUGUCACAAAGUUGAAAGCACUAAAUUGUUAGGAAUGUCUUAGUAUGCUAUAGCAUUACAGUUUCCUUUCAAUGGAACUAAGGAGUUGGGUGCACAAGGAUAGGUUCAUAAAGACGUGUUUUGCAUCUUGCACCACAGACCUCCUCACCCAACAUCAGCGCCUAUUACUCUUGUAACUGAAUGAUCUCAAAUCCUCCCAGCCAUGCUCCAGCUUCUAGUGAUCUAGGUUAAAGUCUUUUCAGAAGAUUGAAGUUAACCACAAAGGAUAAUAAAUCUGGAAUGUGAUGUUCUACAACACAUAUAGGUGUGAUAAACUUUUGGCCAUAUAGUGAAAAUACAAUGAUAUACUGACAUGUUAAGACCCUAAUUUACAAACAUUAAAAAUAAAGAGCAAUAAUGUG
Molecule: messenger RNA, 4486 nt
Organism: Hemibagrus wyckioides
Lineage: Eukaryota; Metazoa; Chordata; Actinopteri; Siluriformes; Bagridae
Product: MORC family CW-type zinc finger protein 3-like
Exons: 18
Coding region: 109-2535 (808 amino acids)
Cellular component (GO): nucleus; PML body
Molecular function (GO): zinc ion binding; ATP hydrolysis activity
Source: RefSeq, a predicted model, not a curated record